UUAAAAGACGUCUAACAAUAGUAAUUUACUUAACGAAAAAUCCAAAAAAGGGAAAAAAAAAAAACAAAAAGUCUAACAAAAAGCUGCUAAAAGACCAAUAUGACACCACCGCCAGAGCCAUAGCCAGGCAGGGCCAUUGAGCCACCAUUGAAAGCAAACGCAAUCGGCAACUGAGAAAGUGGAUAUGUCGUCGAAAGAUAUAGUGAACAUCUCCGACGACGACGACGACAACGAUAUAACACUGCUCUAUUAUCACAACAAGAAGAAGAAAAAUGUUAUCUCAGUCGAACAGUACUCUGAGGACAGAGACCUCCACCUCGCAAUCAUGGCUUCUCUGUCCUCCCCAACACCCAAUAGGUCUAAAAGAAGGUUCAUAGACCUUACUCACGAAUACCCAAUUGACGACGAUGAUGUUCAAGUCGUAACUUCAUGGACUUCCAAUCGGACGACAAGAAAAAAGCCCUUUACGAUCUCCGAAACAGGGGAGUCUUCCAAUCCCAAUUUUCAUACUCAUACCUUUAUAUGUGAAAUCUGUGUUGAGCCAAAAUCACACAAUGAAUCAUUUAGCAUAAAGGGUUGUACACAUUCUUACUGUUCCGAUUGUGUGAUCAAAUAUGUGGCUUCAAAGCUACAAGAUAACGUCACGCAGAUUCAAUGCCCUGUUCCUGGCUGUGGAGGGUUUUUGGAGCCGGAGCAUUGCCGAACAAUUUUGCCACCGGAGGUGUUCGACAGGUGGGGAAGUGCUCUCUGCGAGGCUGUGAUUCCGGGAUCGGAGAAAUUCUACUGCCCUUACAAGGAUUGCUCGGCGCUUUUGAUUGAUGAACCAGAGAAUGGACAGGUUAUUACUCGAACGAAGUGUCCCAAUUGCAAGAGGUGGUUUUGUGCCCAGUGUAAGGUGGCUUGGCAUGCGAGGAUGGAGUGCGCGGAUUUUCAGAAAUUGAAUAAGGAUGAGAGAGACAAGGAAGAUAUUAUGUUGUUCAAGCUUGCUAAGAGGAGGAACUGGAUUAGGUGUCCCAAUUGCAAAUUCUAUGUUGCGAGAAAUAAAGGCUGUAAUCAUAUGCGAUGCAGAUGUGGACACAAUUUCUGUUACAAGUGCGGAGAACUUUUAUUAAACAAUAAACAUCAGUGUACUCCGAUCUCUUUCACAAGGUAAAUGUAGAAAGAGUAGUGCAUGGAAUGGCUAUAUUAGUAAUUUACAUAUUAAACCAUUAUUUAAAGUCGAAUCUUAAUGGAAUGGAAACUACAUAAAUCUCUAAUA
This is a messenger RNA of Cornus florida, 1258 nucleotides long. RefSeq names its product E3 ubiquitin-protein ligase RSL1-like. The transcript is spliced from 2 exons. Bases 185 to 1153 code for a protein of 322 amino acids. The record is from RefSeq and is a predicted model, not a curated record. Gene Ontology annotation, biological process: positive regulation of proteasomal ubiquitin-dependent protein catabolic process; ubiquitin-dependent protein catabolic process; protein polyubiquitination. Gene Ontology annotation, cellular component: cytoplasm; ubiquitin ligase complex. Gene Ontology annotation, molecular function: ubiquitin protein ligase activity; zinc ion binding; ubiquitin conjugating enzyme binding. Lineage: Eukaryota; Viridiplantae; Streptophyta; Magnoliopsida; Cornales; Cornaceae.